Messenger RNA from Momordica charantia (bitter melon), 1850 nucleotides. The record is from RefSeq and is a predicted model, not a curated record. Lineage: Eukaryota; Viridiplantae; Streptophyta; Magnoliopsida; Cucurbitales; Cucurbitaceae.
UGUUGGAAGGGGGAAAAGUUCUCUUGGAUCAACAACUCAAGGUAGAGGUCGAGUUGCUACAGGAGCUGUAAGUGCUCCAAAGAGAACCACUUUAAAACCAUUGCACUGGGUAAAAGUUACUCGAGCAAUGCAGGGGAGUUUAUGGGCCGACUCCCAAAAGCAAGAAAAUCAAUCAAGGGCCCCAGAAAUAGACAUCUCUGAACUUGAAAGUCUAUUCUCAGCUGCCUCUGCUUCAGAUGGAAGUGGCAGUAAAGGUGGAGGACGACGUGGUUCCAACAUCCACAAACCUGAAAAAGUGCAACUGGUUGACUUGCGGAGAGCAUACAACUGUGAAAUAAUGCUCUCAAAAAUAAAGAUUCCUCUUCCGGAUAUGAUAAAUUCAGUUCUUGCAUUGGAUUCUUCUGCUCUUGAUAUUGACCAGGUCGAGAAUCUCAUUAAGUUUUGUCCUACGAGGGAAGAGAUGGAAACAUUAAGGAGUUAUACUGGUGACAGAGAAAUGCUUGGAAAGUGUGAGCAGUUUUUUCUCGAGCUAAUGAAGGUUCCACGAAUAGAGUCCAAGUUAAGAGUAUUUGCUUUCAAAAUCACCUUCUCCAGUCAGGUGAAUGAUUUGAGGUAUAAUUUGAACACAAUAAAUGAUGCUACAAGAGAGGUAAAAGAAUCUGCAAAAUUGCGUCAGAUUAUGCAAACAAUUCUUACUCUGGGAAAUGCAUUGAACCAGGGUACCACUCGAGGCUCUGCUAUUGGUUUUAAGUUGGACAGCCUCCUUAAAUUGUCUGAUACUCGUGCAAGAAACAACAAAAUGACUUUGAUGCAUUAUUUAUGUAAGCUCCUUUCAGAGAAAAUGCCAGAGUUACUAGAUUUUGACAAGGACCUUCUUCAUUUAGAAGCUGCCUCUAAGAUUCAAUUGAAAGCAUUGGCUGAAGAAAUGCAAGCAGUGAGUAGAGGUCUUGAAAAAGUGGAGCAAGAGUUAACUGCUUCAGAAAAUGAUGGUGCCAUCUCCAUUGGUUUCCGGGAGGUGCUGAAAAAUUUUCUUGAUACUGCCGAAGCUGAAGGGAGAAAUGCAGAUUCAUUAUCCCAGUACUUCGGCGAGGAUCCAGCUCGGUGCCCCUUUGAGCAAGUGACUCAAAUUUUGAUAGUCUUCGUUAGGAUGUUCAAGAAAUCACGAGAAGAAAAUGAAAGGCAGGCUGAUGCUGAAAAGAAAAAAAUCGAGAAGGAAGCGAUGAAAGAACGAAGUUCGGUUAAAGCAAAGUGAGACCAUAUUAUGUUUUUUGUAGAGAAGAAGGUAGUGUGCCAGAUUAGCCUCAUGGAUUAAUUGAGUUAAAUGCCGGAAGAGAAGUGGUGCGAACUCGAAUAUCAGAUGCGUGAGAUUCAUGGACUUCCAUCAAGCUGAACAUGAGGCAAUUUUGUUUCCAAGUCGGCCUUCGCCGUCUUGCACUGCCAUUUCUUUCAUCAACAUCGUACUUUGUAAAUACACCUCGUUUACCGACUCGGGAAGCGGUUGCCAUUUGACUAACAAUGCUUGAGCCCUGUUGAUCUCAACUUUACAUUGUCAGUAUGGUAACAAAACUUCUCAAGUAGCAACAUCUUCAUAUAUCAAUUGUUAAGAAAGCGAAAGUAGAGCUAUGAUCUUUGUACAGGUAAAUAUCAUUGAUAUAUCACACUUUUGAUAUCGCAUCAUAUUUUGGUAGUUCAGUUGACUCACAUUUAUUGUAAAGAUAGGUCAGAAUUUAAUGUUAAAUUGUUGUAUAGGCCAACAUCUCAAAAUCCAAUUCUCUCUUCCUCCCUUCAAACGAUUGCAAUAUCGGUCGUUUUAUGGGAUAACUUUGGCCUUGUGCUCAAAUUUUUUGACA